AUGAGCAGCCAGCAUGUGGGGCUGAACAUUCGAGGCGAAGACAAGUCGCUAGCCGCUGUGCCGUCACCAUUCCCUCUAAGCAGCAGGAAGGCAUACACAGCAUGGGUGGACUAUGAGCCGGGGGAUCCCGGCACCAUCCAGGUCUUCCUGGCUGAAUCGAAGGAGAAGCCGCGGGAGGCGGUGCUGGAGAGGAGGCUGGCACUGUGUGAGGUGCUGCAGGGUGGGCCCGAGCAGCACGCCUUCUUCUUUGGCUUCGUGGCCUCCACCACUGUGAAGCCGUUUCAGAAGCACGUCAUUCUUGAAUCUAUAGUGGACACAGCCUAUGGCCUGCAGCUAUUAACGAACACGUACAUGCCAGCGUGGGCCAGCCCCUUCCCGCGCUACGUGAGUGCGGACUACCGAGUGGCGCCCAGCAAGCAGGACUCGUGGGUCGUCAGCGACUUCCACUCCUGGGACUCCGUGCCCUUCCUCGGCUGGCCCGUCAAGGACCAGAAAGACUGCAAUGCUUGUUGGGCGUUUGCGCUGGUGGCGAGUGUGGAAGCGGCAUACGGCAUUGCAAUGAAUGGGGAGGCGCCGCAGCUGUCAGUGGAGUCGCUCUUUGCAGCCAUGGGGCUCACCUCCGAGGCUGACAAGUGCAGCACGGGGGGCUCCCCCACUGAGGCGCUUGAAACGCUUCUCACGCUGCCCAAUGGCGGAAUCACAAAGGCUGGCGCACCUACCUUAAAGUACCAAGAUCCUGGCUGCUACACCGGCAGACUGAACCACGCUGUACUCGUUGUUGGCUACUUCGUCUUCAGAAAUGACGGCAGCCAAAAUCGCAUUGCGCCUCCAUUUUGGAUUAUCCGCAACUCGUGGGGAGUGGAGUGGGGUGACAGGGGCCAUAUGCGCAUGGACAUUCAGGGAGGUGAUGGCGUGUGUGGCAUCAACGUUCUGCCUGGCAUCUACCCCAUUGUCAAGAUGGACGUGUGUGGGUCUGACUUGAAGAACCCCUGCUAUGUGGGCACAUGCAUCAACGACGGCAAGGGCUCUUACUCGUGCAUCUGCCCUCCUAACUACAUUGAAAGCACAACCAUUGACAACUUCCCCACCUGCGACCCAGCCAACACCACGGCCAGCACUCUGGCAGUGAGUGGCAGCAACUGGUGGUGCACUGAUGUCCUCCCUCUUGUGGGCCUCUCACUUGCACAAUUCAUGCAUAAUAAUGCGGCCAUCGACUGCAGUCAUCCUUUGCCUCGCAACGUGGUGCUUCAGCUGGGGAAUCCUCUCCUCAUUCCCUGCACCGCAUUCUUCUACACCAUCAGCAGCGACACAUGCUGGUCCAUCAGCACGCAGCUGGGCUUCACCAGCAGCAACCUCACUGCUCUCAAUCCCGGCCUCAACUGCUCUGGGCCCAUCAAGGCGGGCCGCUCUCUGUGCGUUGAGCGCAACGCCACCUUCGCUUUCACCGUCCCUCAGUGCUCGCGAUACGGCGUGCUCACACCACAGGACACGUGCGAGCGCCUGCUGCGGCAGGUGGAGGGGAGUGAGGGCGACCCCACUGGGACUGCGGAGGUGAAUGCCAUGCGCUGGGCUGAGCUGUACCGCAACAAUCCCGGCCUCAUCUGCUCCGAUGUCAUCCCGACCACCGCCUCUGCUGUUGGAAGCAACACUGGCGUGCAGGUGUGUGGUGGAGGGUAA
Molecule: messenger RNA, 1677 nt
Organism: Closterium sp. Naga37s-1
Lineage: Eukaryota; Viridiplantae; Streptophyta; Zygnematophyceae; Desmidiales; Closteriaceae
Source: the annotation of a GenBank genome assembly